Messenger RNA from Mytilinidion resinicola, 2287 nucleotides. RefSeq lists its product as uncharacterized. Gene Ontology annotation, molecular function: zinc ion binding; DNA-binding transcription factor activity, RNA polymerase II-specific. Lineage: Eukaryota; Fungi; Ascomycota; Dothideomycetes; Mytilinidiales; Mytilinidiaceae. Gene Ontology annotation, biological process: regulation of DNA-templated transcription. The record is from RefSeq and is a predicted model, not a curated record. The transcript is spliced from 6 exons. The coding region runs from base 79 to 1998 and encodes 639 amino acids.
CAAAGGCACUGUCCCACCAAGCGUCUGGAGGCUCCGCUUGUCUGCAUCCAGCCAAGAUUCAACCGUCUUCUGUGUAAUAUGUCACUGCAUUGGGAUCCUCUCCAUGGCUCUUUGGAUGGCGACGUGGAGUUCUCGAGCUAUCCGUUCCUCCCUCCUGACCCUUUCGACCCGGAUCUGCUCUUCGACUUGGGAGAUGAUGCGCCUCGUGGCGGCUUUACUCAAUCGGCAUCUGCUGGUUUCACUGGGCCUGCAUUUCCUGAUGGCUACGGCAUCGCUGAUGAUGGUGUUGCUUCUGCACAGAACGAGGUCGCGGCCGUCUCCACCUUAUGUUCUCCACUUGACUUCCUCUCGGACCCUUCCUUGUCAUUGCUCAACGUGGAACUGCCUUCAGAGCCAUUCCACUCAUCGUUCGCCCAAAUCCAAGGUUCUCCUGCCGAGUUCAGUACAGCCAGUGACAACUCUUCUGGUGCGAACUGCCUUUGGAACAAUGCCCUACAGCAGCAGCAGCCUGUACAAGCGCCACCGGAGGAGCAAGUCGGGUCGACACAACCGCAGCUGGCUAAAUCUCGUGGGAGGAAAAGGAAAGGCUCCGCCUUGAGACAUGAUGUCUUGAACUCGGAUUCCAGGCCGAAUAAAGUGGUCAAAAGGGAUACCGGCGGGAGACUUCAAGGCGUCUUCCGUGUGCACGGUGCUAGCCAGAAGAUCCGGUCAUCACUCGACGAGAAAUCCCAGAGGGCUACCACGUUGACCCGAAAACUCGGGGUUUGCGACAAGUGUCGCCGCCAUAAAACACGGUGUGACAUGCCGGACAACCCAUACCAGCCUUGUGGAAGAUGCGCCAGACUCGUCACAGAUAUUCUCCGCGAUCCUUGUAUCCGAGUAGAUAUCCUUGGGAUCAACUUGCAUAGACUAGGCUCUACACUCAACAAUAAUCUGGAAACGUGGACGAAUAGGAAGCGAGACCUAGACGGCAUGCUCCAUCUGCCCACUGUCCUUGGGUCCCCGCGUACAAUCACUCUCACGCAAGAGAUCGGAGUAACACUCCAGGUCACUGUUUCGCGGUUCCAGCCUGAGGCUGGGGAUGCAAUUACCUACGGCUGGGUGGACCCUGAAGGGAACCAUAGGGAGCUCGGUAUGCCACCAUACUACAUCAGCGAUAUGUCUCAAGCAUCGAAAAACAUGCAAGAGUACGGUCGACGCUCUUGCUCUCUGUACAUUGAGUCUCUCUUGGACGGCACAAACCCUAUUAUCUGGAAGACCUUUGAGGCAGCGUGCCGCUACGUUACGGUCACAAAGAGCAGUCUUGUGUCGGAUGCGCUGAGCUUCUGGGCCGCUACUCGCCUUACCGAGCGAACAUGGCGCAUUUGUGAUAGCGACACUCUCGGAGUCGAACCAUUUGCAGAGCCGGGAAACCCGUGGAACGGAAUUGUCCCCGUCACGCCAAUCAUGGACACUCAGCUCGACGAACUUGCCAUCAAAUGCUUACUUUUGCCACUCAAGGACAAAGUUCUCCGGGGAAUAAAACGGAAAAUCGACGAAAAGAAAAGGGAGAACUGGUUCGAAAUCUUUCUUGCCACGUUUAUCGUCAUGUGUAACGUUGAAUGGAUAUUAUCGGAUGUGAUUGACUAUACUACUCGUCAUGGCAUGACGGCAAAAUCUCGAGGACGGCCAUCUCUUACCCAGGGCUAUGUUCAUGCAUGCAAGACCCUGCUAGCAUACUUCCAUUUCGCAAACAACGGCGCAGCUCCCCUAAAGCUUAAUUGGAAGAAGCCACAGGAUGCUGCUAAAAUAAUGUCUCUCGAACAGCUCACUUACUUGAACGGGCUACAGGAGGAGGUCGCUCGCCAAGAAGCAAGGCUUGGUACUCUGAAAGACCUUCCGAUGUACAAGGCUGAGAUGUACUGGUGCUUUCAGACUCUGUCUUUGGAUUGGCGAGCAGACAUGCCACAUGCCGGGCCAAUCGAUGACUUUACAGAAGAGGAUUUCUUAACAUCUUGAAAAUACUCGUGGCAGCUUCUUGAGGUAGAGACAAAAGUGCUGUGAAAAACACAUGAUAGAGCUAGUGAGAAAUGCUUGGGAGAGCAGGGCCAUAGUUGUUUCUGGCCGGGCCAACAUCGACACACUCUUCAAGGAUCUAUCAUCAACCAUGGGAAACGGCUCUUGGACCUAAUAUGAUGGCAUUGCAUGUGUACGUUCAAAAAUUUGACGAGUUUAUGAAACAUAAGGCAUAGGGAAACUACAAAUAGACAAUCGUUAAGUGAGCAAUUCAGUUCAAUCCGGUUAUUCA